UGAAAAUGCUACGAUUGUCAAUGUGACAAUGACAGUGACACUGACAAUUUUUUAUAGGUUAGCCGCUUUAAACUGUUCAAUUAAUUAAUUUUAAUAUUUGUAACGCUAACGUGUAUAUCUUAAAACACCUAACGGUUAAAAUUACAUAACAGCUUAUCUAGUAACAUACUCGUAAACUAAUCAACGCUUCGGCAUGCGUAGUGAGGUCGGUUAACCUAAGUGUUCAAGUGUUUUGAAUAGUUUAAAUUAAAGUUUAAUAUCUCCGUUUACAAUGGAUGCAGAUUAUGAUAACAAAAUCGCAGAGCUCAAGAGUAAGAUAAAGAGCUAUCCAGACUUCCCUAAAAAGGGUAUCUUAUUCUGGGACAUAUUCUCAGCCAUAUCCGAUGGUGCCACAUGCAGGCUACUCCAGGGCCUGCUAGCAGACACAGUACGCAACAAGUUUCCAGGCAUCGAGGCAGUAGUGGGGCUGGAGUCUCGGGGCUUCCUGUUUGCGUUCUCCCUGGCUGCGGAGCUUGGGGUGGGGUGUCUGCCUGUGCGGAAGAAGGGCAAGCUACCAGGGGAUGUAGUGUCUUAUAAAUAUGAUUUGGAGUAUGGGUCGGACAUUCUGGAGAUCCAGAAAGGCUCUGUUAGUCCUGGCCUCAAGUGCCUCAUCGUAGACGACCUCAUUGCCACCGGCGGCUCCCUGUCCGCUGCUGUGAGCCUUCUCAAGACCACAGGUGCUGAUGUUGCCGGCUGCUUAGCAGUUCUGGAGUUGGUGUCGCUAAAUGGCCGCCAAAACAUUCCACAAGGUAUUCCUGUGCAUUCUUUGAUCCAGUAUGAUUAACAUUUAAUAAGGGAGCAUUUAAACCGUUUAUAAGAUCAGCUAGAUAGGCUUAAGUGUAGCUAUCAGGAUUUUUAUUACGUAUAUACAUAUAUAUUAUGUUGUUCUAAUUGUAUAUCAUACCAACUAUUUCAUAAGGGUUUUGAAUUGAACAGGCUCAUUAAGAAAAGUACAAAAGCAUUUGAAAUAUUUUUAAAAUAUACAAUUGUCUUAUAACUUAAUAGAGAUAAGAUUUCCCGAUAAUAUAGCUGUGUUGUUAUACUACUACUACUACUAUUGUAGGCUAUUUUAUAAAUAUAUAGGUACACACUGCAGUGUUGUACGACUUUUCUUCCAACUUGGCACGCCACACUGCUGUGUGUCUCUAUCCAAAAUUAAAUGUACUCAUGUUAAAAUGCUAUGUUAUGGAUGCUUAUUUAAAAUGAGCAAAAUAUUAAGUACAACAUAAUUAUAUUUGGUUAUUAGUAUUAUAGUAGUUGUAUAGAUUAGAAGAUCACCUAUGCCACAAUAAACAGGGUUAAAAUAAUGACCAUCUAAUCGCAGGCCAUCUUAAUUAGACAGUUAAAAUUUUCAGUGAAUAUUUUUGCUCUUGCUAAAACAAAUAGUAAACAAUAUCAAUAGGGAAUAUAACGCGAAACUCUGCGUAGGGGACCACUACCACAAUCCAAAGAGCAUAUAAUUACUACGUUUUACCACAAUCCAUCAAUCUGAGGGUCUACCGUGAAAGAAAAUCGAAAUUUGGUUAUCUAACCUCUCUAUCACUCUUGCCUAUUUGAGCGAUGAAGAGGCGGAUAGUUAAAUUUCGAUUUUCGCAUUUCCCGGUAGGCCCUUUGUAAACAAACCGCCUUGAUGCAUCAAUGACAUAUUAUAGUAUCUGUAAAAACUUGUCAAAAAACAGUUUAAGGCACAGUAUGUCUAAGUUACUCUAUGGUUUAUGAAAAGUAAUACUCCCUAUUAUUAAAAGAACUACCUGAUACAAAAAAUCUGUUUGAUCUUUUUGUGUUCCAAAUGAUCAGAAAACAAAAAACUACUAACAAUACAUACCUAAAUCAAAAUAACUCAUCUCAUGUUAAAUGUUGUCGAUGGUACAGGACCCUUUGUGUGCUAGUAACUAGUAAGUAUCAUUGAACCCAAUUGUGAUUUAAAAUCUCAUCAUUCCUGUUGCUAUCUAAUUAUUUAAGUACCUACAUAUUGUACCUACAAGGAAGACGAUUUAUUAAAUAAAAUAUUUGCAUUGUUUUAA
Cydia pomonella (codling moth) is the source of this 2063-nucleotide messenger RNA. RefSeq names its product adenine phosphoribosyltransferase (gene Aprt). NCBI's taxonomy places the organism in Eukaryota, Metazoa, Arthropoda, Insecta, Lepidoptera, Tortricidae. Gene Ontology annotation, molecular function: AMP binding; adenine binding; adenine phosphoribosyltransferase activity. Gene Ontology annotation, biological process: adenine salvage; AMP salvage. Gene Ontology annotation, cellular component: cytoplasm. The record is from RefSeq and is a predicted model, not a curated record. Bases 272 to 823 code for a protein of 183 amino acids. The transcript is spliced from 3 exons.